Messenger RNA from Photinus pyralis (common eastern firefly), 1161 nucleotides. RefSeq lists its product as uncharacterized. The transcript has a single exon. The record is from RefSeq and is a predicted model, not a curated record. Lineage: Eukaryota; Metazoa; Arthropoda; Insecta; Coleoptera; Lampyridae. Gene Ontology annotation, biological process: DNA replication, removal of RNA primer. The coding region runs from base 1 to 1161 and encodes 386 amino acids. Gene Ontology annotation, molecular function: nucleic acid binding; RNA-DNA hybrid ribonuclease activity.
AUGGGGUUUCUUCCCCCGCACUACAGAAGACAAGUCAAAUUACUAAAAUAUACAAUAAAUGUCCUCUCAAAUCAAUCUAACCCGAACUAUCCGGCCUUUAAUCUCCCUCUUUACCAAAAUACAUUUCGGCACUCUCAGGGACAAAUUUUACCAAUACCAAUACAAGCGAAAAAUAUCCUCUCUGAUCUAAACCUAACAAUGAUUACGCAAAAUUCCUACAGCAGUAUUCCAAUUUAUACACAUCCUCCACUGAUAAACCUAGAAUUAACUUCCUGUAGCAAAACAGACACGCCGCCAGAGUUAUUUAAAAUAAAACUACGAACUAUCUUAAGUCAAUAUCCAGACUAUAUAAAGAUCUUCACAGACGGAUCUAAAGAAAGUGGAAAAGUCGGAAGUGCUUUCGUGUGUCCGGAUAAAAACAUUUGCGAAAAACAGCGUCUGAUAGAAUAUAGUUCAAAUUACAGUGCCGAACUUUGUGCUUUAAAAAUGGCGUUGAAAUUUGUCGAAAAUAAUGUCAACAAUAAUUUCCUGAUACUGUCAGACUCUAAAAGUGCUCUUCAAUCCAUAAAAAAUUUAUAUCCUACAAACAGUUACGUAAAAGACAUUCACAAAAUUUUAUAUAAAAUUCAAGAACUGAACAAAAACGUUACAUUCAUUUGGAUUCCAAGUCACAUAGGUAUACUGGGAAAUGAAGAAGCUGAUGCAAAGGCGAAAGAAGCUUCCGAAUUCCAAUUACAAACAGUAGACGACAGUACAGUUUCACCAGAGGAUACCAAACAUUUCAUAAAUACAACCAUUUUCCAAAAGUGGUAUGAGGACUGGGAAAACAUCCAAAACAACAAACUACGAAAAAUACAGCAAACACCAACUUACUGGAAACCAAAAGUGAAGCUAAAUAGAAAACAGCAGGUUAUUAUAUCAAGACUACGACUAGGACAUACAAAACUGACUCACAAACAUAUCUACGAAAAGACACCGCCACCUAACUGUGAUGUUUGUGACAUACCUCUCUCAGUAGAACAUAUAUUGUGCGAGUGUACAAAAUUUAAUAUAGAACGAAUACAGUACGGGAUACCAAGAGACAUUACGAAUGUGUUUGAAAUAGACAUAUUAAAGUUAUUGGGUUAUUUAGAAAAUACAAACCUGUUAGAUGAGAUAUAG